This is a messenger RNA of Camponotus floridanus (Florida carpenter ant), 2894 nucleotides long. Its product is annotated as protein split ends. The transcript is spliced from 4 exons. The record is from RefSeq and is a predicted model, not a curated record. Bases 108 to 2669 code for a protein of 853 amino acids. Lineage: Eukaryota; Metazoa; Arthropoda; Insecta; Hymenoptera; Formicidae.
UCCUGGAGCACCGAGGAAGAGCACUUCUCGCGAAAACGUGAAGAGCCCUUCAAGCCCUUUGGAAUAUCUACAGCGAACUUGGUCACGGCAGUCUUGAAUUUCUCAGGAUGCGACGUACACGUCACGUAGUUUUGCCAGUACGAUCUUGGCAAUAUAUUGGACUUUUAAUAGUAUCGCUGGCAUGUCUGACGCUAGGACUAGUGUCUAGGGAUAGAGAAGGACAUUCCGGUAGUCUCGCAGGACCCGAACUCACGCAUCAAGCUCCCCAUGAGGUGGACGCCUGUCCAAAUUUAAACCCUUUCACCAAAAUGCCUAUACAUCUGAUUACCGAGCCGGAAAAAACUUCCAAAUCAAUUAACUAUCGUGAAAUUAAAGUACCCGAAUCACCAAUAUCUCGAAGACUCGAAUUCUCUCGAUCGCAGAGUCUCGAUCGCUUGUCUAGGAUUGGUUCGCGGGAGAUUGAAAAACGAUUGUCCAGAAAUCUAAAAAUUGAGAGGUCCUCAAGAUCCAGGACUUAUGAACCUGACAAUGAAUCCGUCAACCGACUUCGGGAAUCUCGAUUUAGGACAAUCACGGAAUCUCGCAACGCCAAAAACUUGUACGAUCGCACAACUCGGCUUUCUCGAUCGCAGGAUUUAUCCAAUCGUGCAACCAUGCAUCUCGAUCGCCGUUCCUUAGAACGCCAUGUCACCGAUCGUACAAAUUCCCGGUCACGAUCCACAGAACGACGCGAGCUCAAUGAAAUCGCGCGUCGACAAAAUCGCGUCGAUCGAUCGGCGGACCGACGAAAUUCUCCAAAUCUUCGUAUAAAUGAUCGAAGAUCACUCUCGAUGGAACGACGAGGGCCGAGUGAAAUCAUUCGGCAAGAAUCGCGCGAUUUUCUAGCUGGACGUCGCGAAUACCGAGACUUGACGCGAACUCGCGUGGACCAUCGAUCUGAAACGCGUGAGCGUAGAUUGCGAUCUGUUGAACGUCGAGACGUGGAACGAUCGAAUCGUCGCGAUGAUCGCGAAAGUCUCCUGAAGGCUCGUUUGGGAAAUCUCGCACGCGGGGACAUUGAUCGUAACAACAAUUUGAAUCGUCGAAAGCGAUCCCUUGAAACUCGUCGCGUCCUUCUCGAUCGCGUUACAAAUCAAGAACGCAGAUCACGCGUUUCGAUUAUUACCAGAAAUUCCCGCGAAGAUCUUGCUAGAUCCAACGAUCGUCGAUUGCAGUCUCGAUCGGUAGAACGUAUCAAUGAUUUUGACCGCGAGACACUUAAUAAUAGGCGAAUUCGAUCGGUUGAAUCAAACAUGGAGAAGUCUAGCAAACGCAGAUUGUCUUCUGAACGUAGAUCUUUAGCUCGAUCUACGGAAAUAAACCGCAUCGAGCACCGAAGAGUUGAGAAUCGUCUUACUGGUCAAAGAUCUCUUGAUCGUAUGACAUCACGAGUUUCGUCCGAAGACGUACGUCGAGGAAGAAUAAAUCAUUCACAGAGGAUCGUAAGCCAACGUGAUUCGCGCGAAAACGGUGCGAGAGAGAAUUCUAGGCUUAUUCCAUCGCGUUCUCUUUACGAUUUCGAAGACACUUCAAAUCGGGAACGAAGAGCGAGACACAUUCGAUCUUCUCGUUCGGUUGAUCGUAAUUCGAUGUAUCGUCAAGAUCUUGCAAAAAUUAGAGAAUCUAGAGAUCGCAGAUCACACGAUUCUUCAACAGGGCAACGAGAUUUAAGUCUGGAACGACGAGAAAGAGCGAACCGCGCAUAUCGAUCUCGCGAGGAACGAAGGAUUGUCCCACAGCAAUCUCGCGAACAAAUGGAACGACGAGAGUUUAGGAGAACUCCGGAAAGACGAGUCUUAGAGCGACGUGAUAUUUCACAAAGAUUAUCUGAGCGAAAAAUCGACGAGAGCGCGAGAUCGCGCGAAGCAUCCAGGAUGAUAGAUCGACGUCUAGAACGAAACCCGGAAUUGCGAAUUUCUCGUGGAAGGAUCCUAGAAAAACGAUCUACUGUCAACUCGCGAAAGUCACUCGAGCGAAGGAUCGAUGACAGCUCGAGAUCACGCGAAGGAUCCAGGAUGCAAAAUCGACGCGAAUAUAACUCGGAAUUACGUGAUACAAUUUCGAUGCGAAUGAUGGAUCGCAGAGCAAAUAGAGCAGCUUAUGAAAGGAGAACUUUUCGUUCGUUGGAAAAGAGAUCAGAUGUGCGACGCGAUCGACAAUUUAGAAGUCUAGAGGAGCGCCGAGUACCUCGAUCAGUCGAAAAUCGACUUGCUAAGUCUCCCGAAAAAGAUUCAGACAUUAGACAGUUGCAUCGUAGAUCAUUGAAUCUCAAUGUUAAGGACUCAUCGCGACUCGCUUCUCUUCGUCGAGUCAUCAGAGCUUCUGAACAAAAUCGCAAACAACGAACAUUAUCUGCGGAGAGAAUGAUUUCUAGAAUCGCAUCUAAUGAUCGAUUGUUCGCAAAAUGGGAACAAAAUGUGCAAGAUGCAAGUGUUGACAAAAUUGAGGCAAAAAUCGCUCCCAAAUCAAUGGACUACGGAUUUUUAAAGUAUCCUACGGCGUAUGACUUUAUGAGACAAGCUUUCGUCGUGGCACUUUGUACUGUUUAUGGACUUUCUCUCUAUAAUGGCAAAAAAACUUUUAUUGGCAACAACAUGAUGCAGCAGAUGCAACGUUUUAUAAUCUGGUAAAAGAGAUAUAGUUGGCUAUCAAAACGGCAUUGAAAACUGCUACUUUCCUCUGAAUCUGCUUCUAUCGAUUAUUUCACGAAUUAAAAUAUGUUGCAAUGUAUGUGACGUUUCCGAAAAUAUUCAGAAAUAUUAAUGUAUAUUAAUGUACAGCUCGUAUGUGUAUCCCGCAAAAAUGUAUAUCUCUAGGAAGAUAUAUUUUGUCCGAAAAUAAAUAGUAUUAGAAUU